AUGAACAGAUUCAUAUUCUUCUGGGUAUUAUAUUGCUUUGCUCUGGUAGAUACUCAGUCACCUACAGGAAGCGGAUGCCAGCGUGGUGAUGGCUCCUCUGCUCCAUCUGGGGAACUGUGCAUUUUCACCAACCAGUGUGGAGGCAGCAGUGAUGAGAAACAAGGUUCUUCCUGUGAAAAGUGUGAUUUUGAAACUGAUCUAUGCAAAGCUCUUCAUGAAUUGAAUUUGCAGCCUGGAUGGAUAAGAAGAAAUGGUCAAUCUAGCAUGGGACCACCAUACUCUGACCACAAUGGGAAUGACAGUGCUUAUUUCCUCUCAUUGUCCUCUAAAAUGCGAUCCUCUUCUGCAACUUUAAGGACCAAUGUUUUCCUUCCAAAUGAUGAAGAACACAUUUGCCAGAUCACAUUUCAUUAUUGGAUCAGUCAAAUCAGUGGAACGUUGAUGGUGGGGCUUCAAAAGCACUCUGAAGAUACUAUUAUAAACAUCUGGCAAGUUUCAGGAGAACUGCAAAAUCAGUGGAAAGCAAAUACCAUCACAAUCAAUAGCACUGAAAAGUAUGAGGUUAUCUUUUGGGCGAUGGUGGAGACCCAGAGACAAGAUGAAACUGUUGCCAUUGAUGAUAUUACUUUCAGUGAAGGAUGUUCUCUGGCCUGUGCACCACAGACUUCCAGUUUUGAGCUUGGCAUUUGUGAGUGGCAUUCAGGUCAGCAGGCUGAGCCUGCCAUGUGGGCACAACUGCAAGCCGGGCACCAGAUUGCCUCCUGUUCCUUCCUGAAAGAUUGGGGCAACAAUACCAAAGGUGGGAAAGGCCAUUUUGAUUGGUUAGAAGCUAAUAACAACGCAUUACAUAAAAGCGCUUACCUAAACAGCUCCAUGUGUCAUUGCUCCAGCAAGAUUUGCCGUUUUCAGUUUCAUUACUCCGUGGCAGAUAGCAGUGUUCUCAAGGUGGUACUGUUUACUAAUCAGGAGGAACAUGUCUUGUGGGAAACCAACAUCAUGACUAAGAAGGAAUGGGUCAAAGUGGAUAUACAGCUACCAAUAGAGCUAGAAAAAUUAAAGCUGAUGUUUAAAGGAACACUCCAGAGCAGGGCAAGUUUCGUUUGUCUGAAUAGCAUCCAGCUUUUGGACACUACACCUUCAGAGCCACCAGGUUUCUGCUCCUUAGAAGAAUUCACCUGCACUGAUGGGCAAUCCACGGAGCCUGGAUCAGCCUGUGACUCUCACCCAGAUUGUUCUGAUGGCAGUGAUGAGGAUCCAGCAGCCUGCUCUAAUUACACUAUAUGUGAUUUUGCAACUGACCUCUGCGGGUGGAAGCCACUAAGCAUAGGUGAUACUGACUGGAACAGAAUGAAAGAACAGGCUCCUCAUGACAGGAAACUCCCUGGCAGAGGUCAUACAACUAAUACUGGACGUGGAGCAUUCAUUUACUUCAAUGGAUCACAUCAGAUGAACACAAAGAUGGCCAUGUCUCAUCUGGGGAGCCCUUUCCUUGUCAAGCUGUCCCCCGGGCUUUCCUGCUGUCAGGUAAGAUUUUGGCACCAGUUAUCUCGGGAUUCCCAGCUUUCUGUCUUUAAGAGAACUGCAUUGGAAGGAAGUUUGGAAAAAUUGCGUGACAUUUCAGGAUUGCCUGACAUGCAGUGGACAAAAGUAAAUAUUCCUGUAGAAAGUGCAGCUGAGGACUUACCUUUUCAGAUUAUUUUACGAGCUACUAUUCUAACAAAAAAUGCUACUGUUGCUGUUGAUGACAUCAGUAUAACAGAGGAAUGUGGAGUUGUGAAUAAAUCACUUCUAGGUGUCAGCCAAGAAAGUGAAGGGGAAACAGAAUUCGCAGAUGCUAAUUCUUCAUCUUAUUACUGUCCACCGGGACUUUUUUCAUGUGAGGAUGGACAAUGUAUUUCGUCUGACAAAUUUUGUGAUUUUACACCUGACUGUUCAAAUAGCCAUGAUGAAGCUAAGUGUCCUGCUGUAUGUGACUUUGAAAGAGAGAGCUGUGGCUGGAUUGAAACUGCAAAUGCAGAUGACUUUGACUGGGUAAGAAGUUCCAGUAGUGCUCUUGCACCAGCUUUUCAGAAGCAAGCUCCUCCUCAGGAUCACACCUGCAACAAAUCUGAAGGUCAUUUCAUGUUCAUUCUGAAAAACAGCAGCAGCAUUUCACAAGUAGCUCAGCUACGAAGCCCAAAGUUCAGGCAAACUGGACCAAACUGCACACUGUCCUUUUGGUAUUACAAUUACGGACGGUCAGUUGGGGCAGCAGAGAUGCAAUUGCUUGUGGAUGGGCUGAAACAGCCUACUGUCCUUUGGAGGGCAUAUUACAACGAGGGAAAUCAAUGGUUGAAGGCAGUCAUUCAGCUUGGACGCCUUCCAUGUCCUUUCCAAUUAUCACUUGAUAAAAUCAGUCUGGGUUUUUAUGACGGCGUCUCAGCAAUUGAUGAUAUUACAUUUGAAAAUUGUGCUCUUCCACCUCCAGCAUUAAGUUGUGAAGGUGCUAAUCGUUUCUGGUGUAGAGACACAAAAGCAUGUAUUGACAGUUUAUUGGUCUGUGAUCUUGUGGAUAACUGUGGGGAUGGAUCAGAUGAAGACAACUGUAACCCUGACCUACAGUGUGACUUUGAAAAUGGGCUGUGCAAUUGGGAGCAGGAUGUUAAGGAUGACUUUGACUGGAUCAGAAUACAGGGUCCAACUCCCACGGUUAAUACAGGCCCAUUAAAGGAUCACACAACAGGCACAGCCAGGGGACACUACCUCUACAUGGAAUCCUCCGAGCCACGCCAGUUCCAAGAUAAAGCAGUUUUGCUUAGUCCUCUCUUCAACCCUUCUGGCAAUGGAACCUGCAUUUUCCGCUUUCAUUAUCAUAUGUUUGGAAAGGAAGUUUACAAGCUGUCAGUCUUCCAGAGAACUGUGAGUAAUACCAAGGGAUGGCUAUUGUGGUACAAGUUUGGAAAUCAAGGAAACCGAUGGAUCAGACAGACACUCUACAUCAGCAGCUCUAAGCCAUUUCAGAUCUUGGUGAAAGGUACUGUAGGAGACGGUUUCACUGGAGACAUUGGACUUGAUGACAUGUCUUUUCUAGACUGUACUCUUUACAAUGGAAACUUGCCAACAAUCUCUACAACUACUUCAGGAACUUCAGUUCCUGCCACGCUCCCCAUGAACAACUGCACAGAGAAGGAGUUUGUCUGUAGAGCCUCUGGCCAUUGCAUCCAGAUGAUCCAGAAGUGUGAUUUUAGACCUGACUGCUCUGAUAUGUCUGAUGAAUCAGCUUGUGUUAUGGAAGUCUGCGACUUUGAAGAUAAAAACCAGUGUGGAUGGUAUCAACCAGACUUGGAACAGAUGUCAGGAAAUGAUUCCAUCCAUACCACAAACCUAUUCAAGUGGGAACUUGGAAGAGGAGCAAAUCUCUACCCUGGGCAAGAAAAACACUGCCCAUUAAUUGAUCAUACUACGUGUACUGAAGAAGGCUGGUAUCUGUUUGCAGACAGCUCAAAUGGAGAAUUUGGUCACACAGCUGACGUUGCUACCCCAGUCAUCUCCCUUACAGGACCCAAAUGCAAAAUCAUAUUCUGGAACCACAUGAAUGGUUCAACAAUAGGUUCUCUGGAGGUACUCUGUAAAACCAGUAAUAGGACUUCUAAACUGUGGACUCAAAGUGGCAGUCAAGGUCCCCAGUGGAACAGAGCCGAAGUGUUCUUAGGAAUUCGUUCAAAUUUUCAGGUUGUUUUCAGGGCAAAACAUGGUGUCAGUUACAUGGGAGACGUGGCAAUGGAUGAUAUUACCUUUGAAGAUUGUUCCCCUUUGGUCAUCCCAGGCAGACCUUGCACAUCAGAGGAAUUCACAUGUGCCAACAAGUAUUGCAUCCCAAAGGAUAGUCUGUGUGAUUUUGUAAAUGACUGUGCAGAUAACUCAGAUGAGAGCCCUGCUAUUUGCAGUACAUCUAUUGGGCAUUGCAAUUUUGAGUUUGAUCUUUGUGAAUGGAAGCAAGAUGAAAACGAUGAUUUUGACUGGAACCUCAGAACUAGCAGUACUACAAAAAUGGGCACUGGACCAGCUACUGAUCAUACAUUGCAAGAGCCAUCUGGGCAUUAUAUUUUUAUAAAAAGUUCAUUUCUUCAGCUACCAGGACAGAAAGCUAGGAUUUCUAGUCCUGUCCUAAGCAGAAGGAAUAAAAACUGCAAGAUACUUUUCUAUUACCAUAUGUAUGGAGCUCACAUUGGAUCAUUGAUUGUCUACCAGAGGACUACAGCGAAACAUGAAAAAGUUCUCCUUAAUCUUACUGGAAACCAGGGAAAUUUCUGGCAGCGCAAGGCACUGAUCCUGGCUGGAGAUGGAGAUGAAGAUUUCCAAGUUGUCUUUGAAGGGAUAGCUGGAAAAGGUCCCAAAGAUGGCAUAGCACUCGAUGACCUCACGUUUUCCAGAGAGUGCUUACCAUCCCAGGAGUUUUUACCAGCGGAACCCACAGCACUGCCUCCAACAGGCUCCUGCUCACACGGCUAUUGGCAAUGUCAGAACGGCAAGUGUUACAGACCAGAACAAAGCUGUGAUUUUGAAGACAACUGCGGGGAUAAUACAGACGAGAGUGAAUGCGGAACUUCCUGCACCUUUGAGAAAGGCAGAUGUGGCUGGCAAAAUUCCCUGGCAGACAAUUUUAACUGGGUGCUGGGGGUCAGCUUGCCUCAAAGUCUUAGACCUCCUGGGGACCACACGCUUGGAAAUAGAACUGGACAAUUCCUGUACCUUGAGGCCACUGCAAUAGGCCUAAAAAAUGAAAAAGCCCAUGUGAAGAGUUCCAGAUGGAAAGAAUCAAGUGGGACUUGUGUGAUGAGCUUCUGGUACUUCAAGUCAUCAAAAGCCAUGGGAUGUAUUCAGGUUCUGAUUAAGAAUGAUGAUGGGAUUUUGAAAAUAUGGAGUGAAUCAGGAAAUCAUGGUGAUGAGUGGAAGAAAGUCGAGUUACACUUGGGGAAACUGAGGAAUUUUGAAGUUAUCUUUGAAGGCAUUCGUACCAGAGACCUAGGAGGCGGAGCAGCAAUAGAUGACAUAGAGUUCAACAACUGCACCACAAUUGGAGAGAAUCCCAGGGAAUGCCCUGCCCUCACUGAUUUUGUGUGUGGGAAUGAGAAUUGCAUAGAAUCUCAGUUCAUCUGUGACUAUAAACCAGACUGUGAAGACCUGUCAGAUGAAGCUGACUGCAGUUACUACACAAGUAUUCCUGGAAGCUGUAACUUUGAAACACAAGAUCAAGAAUGGACCACUGUAUGUGGAUUAACUCAGGACCCUAGUGAUGAUUUUGACUGGAAUAUUAGCAGCAGUGUUGUCACAGGACAAACGGGUCCUGAUACUGACCAUACACCAGGUAAAGGACAGCAUUUUUUGUAUGUAAACUUAUCUGCCCAGAAGGAAGGAAACAGAGCAAGGAUAAUUACCACCAAACUAUUCCCAGCGAGCCUUGGGGUCUGUAGGGUUCGGUUCUGGUUCUGGAUGUUUGCUUCUAGGCAAGCAGGAGUCUUAAAGGUAUACACAGCUGGAGAUCAUGGAAUGGAUAUUCUUUUCUGGUCUUCCAGUAGAAAUGAAGAAAACAAAUGGAUGUAUGCCAAUGUAGUCCUCUCCAGCAACAGCCCUUUCAGAGUCGCCUUCGAAGCUGAAGUGGGGUGGAAUGAACCCACAGAAUUUGCUCUUGAUGAUAUUUCUUUCACCCCAGAAUGCAUUGCUGGAGGAUCAGCUGAUCCACACCCUCCAACCUGCAGUAGUGACCAGUUCACAUGUGCAUAUGUGCAGCAGUGUUUGCCCCUUGCUGCAAAAUGCAAUGGGGCUGAAGAUUGCAGGGAUGGAAGUGAUGAAAUGAACUGUCCCACGGAGGUGCCUACUACCAUGUCUCCGGGCUCCUGCAAGCAAACAGAGUUUCUGUGUCCUUCCAAAGGCUGUAUCCCAUCCUUCCUGAAGUGCGAUGGUGUGCCUGACUGCCACCUUAACGAAGACGAAGUUGGCUGCCCCCUUAAAGACUGUUUCAAUGGUUCUUUGUUAUGUGCGUCAACUAAACAAUGUAUAGCAAUCUCCCAGCGUUGUGAUGGCAUUGCAGACUGCACUGAUUUCAGUCUUGAUGAGUCCAGCUGUUCAGUUUGUCCUGAUGAAUACUGCAAAAAUGGAGGAAGAUGCAUCAUCAAAGAUGACAUUCCAUUAUGCCAAUGUGGAAAAGAAUGGAAAGGGAACCGUUGCCACAUAAGUGCUAAGCCUCUUCAGCCUCCAACUUCAAGUCUCCUUCAAAAUGAUAUUUGGAUUGGGUUGGGUAUCGGUUUCUUGCUGAUUAAAAUUACAGCUGCUGCCUUGUAUUUCCUUUCGAAGAAGAAAGUGCCAGAAACGAAACUGGAGGAAACCGCUAAUGGUUCUUUUGCCAACCCAUUGUACGAAAACCUUAGCUCAUCUGGAAAAGUAAAGUCUCCUGGGUAUGCCACCUCACCUGUUGUUCAAAUCAGUGUUUCUCCAUGGCAUGAGUAUCUGUUUAAUGAAGAUGUGAAUGCUACUUCUUUUCCAAAUCCUCUCUAUGGUGAAGCACCAGAAGACAUGGAGAAAUUAUGCAGUUCCUUGAAAACAGACAAAAACCAGGAUCAAUAUUGCUUGUAACUCUUUGCCUGAAGAUUUUUUCUAAAAUCUGAAAGUAUGUCAUGAUACCGUAGCAUUUGCAAUAUGAAUGAAUAACUCUUUGCAGAAUAACUCUUUUAUUAAAAUAAUUAUGUUCAGAAAGUAACUUUAUAUAAAAAAUGGAAUCCAUACAUAAGUAAAACAUAUAUAUAUAUAUAGUCUUCUGUCAUUUCUAUUGGUGCAGAAAGA
Molecule: messenger RNA, 6819 nt
Organism: Aquila chrysaetos chrysaetos
Lineage: Eukaryota; Metazoa; Chordata; Aves; Accipitriformes; Accipitridae
Gene: MALRD1
Product: MAM and LDL receptor class A domain containing 1
Exons: 41
Coding region: 1-6612 (2203 amino acids)
Cellular component (GO): membrane
Molecular function (GO): protein binding
Source: RefSeq, a predicted model, not a curated record